Penicillium brasilianum is the source of this 4759-nucleotide messenger RNA. The record is from the annotation of a GenBank genome assembly. Lineage: Eukaryota; Fungi; Ascomycota; Eurotiomycetes; Eurotiales; Aspergillaceae.
CUCAGCCUCAUCCAACAUCUGCCCGCCACACCUUCUGCCUAAUCUCGUUCAUCUUUUCUCACUUUCGCUUUCCUUUCCCCGGAGCCUCUUCUGUUUCUCACUUACUCUCUCGCUGCCUCUACGGGGUGGGAAACCCUGCUCGCACCUACCUACGCGCCUGCCGUCACCACGAGUAUCUGACGGCGUGACUCGUGGCGCUACAUCAGUCUCCGGUCUUGGAGAGUGUCGGUAGCUUUCCAAGGAAUUCUCUCUUCCUCGGACAAUUACGCCCCUUGACACCAUGCCUCCCGCCAUGCCGCAGACCCCACACAAGGAUGACCUCGAAGAAACUUGGUCGUUCUUGGAGGCGGGGAUCAACAGCGUGAUGCUGAAGCUGGAGGAAGGCGUCGACAUGAAGACUUACAUGGCUCUCUACACGGCCGUACACAACUUUUGUACUUCGCAGAAAGCCGUGGCCAACAACCAAGGUCUCCAAGCCCAUCGUGGAGCACACCUUUUGGGCGAGGAACUUUACAAGCUACUUGGAGAGUACCUCUCUCGUCACCUGGAAGUCGUCUUAAAUGAGUCCAAAGGACAUGCGGAAGAAGCUCUUUUGGGGUUCUACAUCCGCGAGUGGACGCGCUUCACGACCGCCGCCAAAUACGUCAACCACUUGUUCAGCUACCUUAAUCGUCACUGGGUUAAGCGCGAGAUUGACGAGGGAAAGAAGAAUGUGUACGACGUGUAUACUCUGCACCUCGUCAAGUGGAAGGAUGAUUUCUUUGAGAAUGUUCAUGAGAAGGUGAUGGACGCCGUGUUGAACUUGAUUGAGAAGCAGCGCAACGGAGAAACCAUCGAGCAAUCGCAGAUCAAGAGUAUUGUCGACUCGUUUGUCUCGCUGGGUCUAGACGAGAACGAUAGCAAGAAGUCGACUCUGGAGGUCUACCGCCAAUACUUCCAGCGACCUUUCAUCGAUGCCACCAGGACAUACUACGAGAACGAAUCACGGCAAUUUGUUGCGGAGAACAGUGUUGUGGAAUACAUGAAGAAGGCGGAGGCUCGGUUGGAGGAGGAGAAGGCCCGUGUUGGCCUGUAUCUUCACCAGGAUGUUGCCAAGACUCUUACGGAGACGUGUUUGGACGUUCUGGUGACUGCGCACUCUACCUUACUUCGUGAUGAGUUCCAGAUCUUGCUGGACAAUGAGCGCCAGGAAGACCUGGCUCGGAUGUACCGACUACUCUCGCGUAUCAAGGAGGGCCUGGACCCCUUGCGCUCUACCUUUGAGAACCAUGUGAGACGGGCCGGUUUGGCGGCAGUGGAGAAGGUCGCCUCGGAGGGCGACAGCUUCGAGCCCAAGCUGUAUGUGGAUGCUCUGCUUCAGGUACAUACCCGGUACCAGAACCUGGUCGAUGACGCCUUCAACGGCGAGUCCGAGUUUGUCCGCUCCCUUGAUAAUGCCUGCCGUGAGUUUGUCAACCGUAAUCGCAUCUGCAAAGCCACCACGACCAAGUCUCCGGAGCUUUUGGCGCGGUAUACCGACUCUCUUCUCAAGAAGGGAUCCAAGGCUGCCGAGGAGUCUGAGCUUGAGGAGAUGUUGGUCCAGAUUAUGACAGUCUUCAAGUACAUCGAGGAUAAGGAUGUCUUCCAAAAGUUCUACUCCAAGAUGUUGGCGAAGCGUCUGGUUCACGUUAGCUCCGUGUCCGAUGAUGCCGAGACCAGCAUGAUCAGCAAGCUGAAGGAAGCAUGUGGUUUCGAAUACACCAACAAAUUGCAGCGCAUGUUCCAGGACAUCCAGAUUUCCAAGGAUCUCAACGCUAGCUACAAGGAUUGGCAAGACAAGGUUCUUGAUGACGAUGAUCGUAAGCGCAUGGUCGAUGCCCACUACCAGAUUCUGGGUACCGGCUUCUGGCCUCUCCAGCCCCCUACCUCCGACUUUACCGCCCCCAUUGAAAUCAACAGAACUGCCGAGCGCUUCCAGAAGUUCUACUUUGACAAGCACAACGGCCGCAAGCUCACCUGGCUGUGGCAGCUGUGCAAGGGCGAGGUCAAGGCCAACUACAUCAAGAACGCCAAGGUGCCCUACACCUUCCAGGUCUCUACCUAUCAGAUGGGCAUUCUGCUUUUGUUCAACGAGACGGAUACUCUGUCAUACUCUGACAUUCAAAAGGCCACCACUCUGGUCCCUGAAAUUCUCGACCCCAACCUUAGCAUUCUUCUGAAGGCCAAGGUGCUGAUUGCCAGCCCCGAGGGAGCCAAGCCCGAGCCCUCUACCACCUUUUCCCUGAACUACAACUUCAAAAACAAGAAGAUCAAAGUCAACCUUAACAUUCAGAUCAAGUCGGAGCAGAAGGUGGAAUCCGAUGACACACACAAGACCAUCGAGGAAGAUCGGAAGCUGCUACUUCAGUCCGCCAUUGUGCGUAUCAUGAAGUCUCGCAAGAAGAUGAAGCACGUGCAGCUGGUGAACGAAGUCAUCCAGCAGGUCAAGUCCCGCUUCCCACCCAAGGUUCCAGAUAUUAAGAAGAACAUUGAAGCAUUGAUGGAGAAAGAUUAUAUCGAGCGUCUAGACGGAGAUGAGAUUUCUUACAUUGCUUAAUGUCUUCUCGCACGUUUCUCAACCCUCCCCCUAUCGCCAUCCCCACCAUCUUUGCAACUCAUCGCAUCUACACUACCUCCUCGCUUCAUUGAUUCUAUCUUUUUUCCUUUUUCUCGUUAGCCCCUUUUACACAGUUCCCUAACACCUUCUUCUCUCUUCACGUAUGCGUAACAGCAAUCGGCGUGAAGAAUCUGAAUCAAAAGGGACUGGUCAAAAGGGCAUUGGCUUGGGUUGGGAUGACAAGGAGCUACGGAGCAAGAACCACUACAUUGUCUGUUUAUUUUAUGGUCCAUCUUUCAUCAUAGCGUUGAGACGACAGAUCAAUGAUAACCCGGAAUUUUCGUUUAUUGCCGACUACUGCUUCGGCUGGUCUGUUUCUUUUGUGUAGUGGACAUCCUGAUCAAUGAGGCAAGUAGUGCCGUGCGGGCUAAUAAUCUACAUCGAUAUCGGCCUCUAAUCCCCGCAGAGCUCAAUAGUAAUGCAACGCGAUUUGUUCUAUCAUCUAGUUACAAGUUUAAGACUCGAGCGCCGUAAAAGAGGGAACCGAUACCAUAUAUUCACAGGCUGGAGACAGUAUUGAGGAAGAAGGAACGGUAAAGAUUGACAAGUAUGAAUAAGACAGGGUUGAAUGGAACGAAGGAUAUAUUUCAAAAUGGAUAGGGGGGUAUGAUGUAUGGGAAUGCAAUGAUACAGAGCUGGGUGCCAUGAAAAGAGGGGGAAAAAAAGAGGAUUAUUACCGGACGCGAGAAAAAACAAUGCUCUAUGUAUAUACUAUGAUCACUGAGUGCUGACAGACUCCUUGACGGAGUCCUUGGGUAGGUCGGAAGCAUGCUCUUCCUGCUUGACAGGAAGCACCGCUGCGGAAUCAUCUGCAGAUACGGUAGCAGACUCGCUUUUCCCGGGGCUCAUGUCCCCACGAAGGCCCUCAUGGGGUGUCAGAGAGACGGAAGUAAACCCAUCGUCAUCUGCACGCGGCUGGGGAAGAGGCUUAUCCUGUUGCGCGCUCAGCUCGGCUUUCUUCUUCUCCGCUUCGGCGCCGUGUGCCGGGAAUCCCUGGGAUAAGGGGGACUUUGGGAAUGGCAUAUCGGCGGCAUCGGAUUCCUCGCGCUUGAACUCGCCGCUUUCACGACGGAGAAUGAUGUUACUCCAUCGCUUUCGACGGCUCAAACUACGUGAUAGACCUUCCGCGUCUUCGCUGUGUCGCUGCAUUGAGCGACGACGGCCGCGGUCCGAGUCGAAGACGGUUUCGCUGACGGUAGACAAGACUGGUGUGGAUGGUGAUGCGGUCAUGCCGGGGUUGGGUUUCGGACUGGGCGAGGGACUGCGCUUUUCUUGCCAUUCGCGCCGCUUGUCGCUUGCCCAUGAGCCCCAUGAGCUGAAGUAGGCUCCGGCUUUUUGGCUGGCGGCAGUGACGGAGGCUUGUGCUUGGGUUACGUCGAUGGAUGGUCGUUGGCGGGCUCCAAACCAAGAUCCAGCAGCUUCGGAUGUAGAUUCCGUUGAUGCUGGUUGUGGGGAAGUGGGUCCUUCUUUGUCGAUUGAGGUACGUGUUGAUUGUGAAGCUUUCUCUUCGUUGCGUUUUCUUUGGGCUUCGCGCAUGGACUCGAUAUCGGACCAGAAGCUGUUGAAAGCGGCGCUUACUUUUUUUUGACCCGUUGACAAGUGGCGGUUGAGUGCUUCUCUGCCCUCACGGACUCGUUCGUCGAGAUGGAGCUCGGCGACUUGUUGGGACAAUCGGCGUUGGACGUCUUCCAUAGUCAAGCCACCGGCACUAGGGUGUCGUGGCUCGGUGAUGGAGAAAAGGAGUGCAUCCGAGGUCAACUUUGAGAAAAGCGCGUAAUUAGAAGUUUUCUGCCAUUGAGCAAGGAAAUCCGCGUUAAAAUCAAGGGCGGGAUCGCCCUCGAUAUUAAAGGUUUGGAGUUGCGCUCUGCUCCGGUGGGGAGAGUCGCCAGAGGAAAAUGAGUUGAGUUCUUCGUGGUAUUUCAUGCAUGAUAGGAGUGCGAGCAGGUACUCUUCGAAUUGAAGUCGAAUGAACUCUUCCGAGCCCAUGAAACCAAGAGUCUUGGGUCGUGAUGGGUGAGAUUCAUCCCAUGUGUCGUUGACGAUCUGAGUGAGAAGAUCGAUCCAGCGCCUGUCGGCUACGGAGAGGAUGAGUGCAUUGCGGAGCGGCAAGGAUGAGAUGCUGAU